AUGCAGUUUGGAGAGGCCGGGCUUCGUCUUCUUGAAGAUGCCAGGUCGAAUACACUUAAGCCAUACAGGCACCAAGAAGCAAGAACAUUGUGUGAUGAAAACAAGUUACUGUGCGAAAUGAUGGACGAUUUGAAAAGGAAGGCUGGAAAUGAAGUUUCAGAGGAGCUUUCAGUCAACUACAUCAUGCUGAAAUAUACGAAGGAACGUAAUGAGAGGAUUCUAAGGGCAUACUGGUUCCACAGGUCAUUGCAUUUAUUUCGUUGCUUUUUUUCUGGAGAAUGCAAUGCAGGAUUGUUGUCUUCUGAUGAGUUGGAAUACACAAGCAAAUAUAACAGCAUUCUUAAAGACUACCUGCUUGAUUUUUCGGUACUUGACUUCACAGAAUCAAUGCCCCCAAUAGACUUUUUUGUUAGCAUCAUCACAUUAGAAGACUGUGGAAUUGUAAUGGAUGCUGAUGAUGUUGUUGAACUUAAGAAGGACAGGAUAUACUUCAUCAGAAAAGGCACUGUGACUCAUCUGAUCAAGAAUGGGCUUGUGCGCAUGGUUUAG
Molecule: messenger RNA, 549 nt
Organism: Ordospora colligata OC4
Lineage: Eukaryota; Fungi; Microsporidia; Ordosporidae
Exons: 1
Coding region: 1-549 (182 amino acids)
Biological process (GO): DNA strand elongation involved in mitotic DNA replication; DNA replication
Cellular component (GO): GINS complex
Source: RefSeq, a predicted model, not a curated record